This is a messenger RNA of Debaryomyces hansenii CBS767, 438 nucleotides long. RefSeq lists its product as uncharacterized. The record is from RefSeq and is a predicted model, not a curated record. Lineage: Eukaryota; Fungi; Ascomycota; Pichiomycetes; Serinales; Debaryomycetaceae. Gene Ontology annotation, cellular component: intracellular membrane-bounded organelle; membrane coat. Gene Ontology annotation, biological process: vesicle-mediated transport; intracellular protein transport. The transcript has a single exon. The coding region runs from base 1 to 438 and encodes 145 amino acids.
AUGGCUAUUCAUUUCAUUCUAGUGCUUAACAGGCAGGGUAAAACAAGGCUUGCUAAGUGGUUUGAUAAUAACUAUACUACCCAGGAUAAGCAAAGAUAUACAACAGAGAUACAUAGGUUGAUAUCUUCUAGGGACCUGAAAUAUCAGUCCAAUUUUAUUGAAUACCAACAGAACAAGUUGGUCUACAGGCGAUACGCUGGAUUGUAUUUUAUAUCUUCCAUAGAUCUCAUUGACAGUGAAUUGGAUUCGUUAGAGUCGCUACAUUUUUUGGUGGAAGUGUUAGACGUUUAUUUCGAUAAUGUUUGUGAACUAGACUUAAUAUUUAACUUCUAUAAAUUGUAUUCUAUAUUAGAUGAAAUAUUCUUGGGAGGAGAGUUUCAAGAGAUACUGAAGGAUAAAAUCUUGGAAAGGUUGGCAUAUUUAGACAAAUUAGACUAG